Messenger RNA from Drosophila eugracilis, 3644 nucleotides. Its product is annotated as ATP-binding cassette sub-family G member 1. NCBI's taxonomy places the organism in Eukaryota, Metazoa, Arthropoda, Insecta, Diptera, Drosophilidae. Gene Ontology annotation, molecular function: ATP hydrolysis activity; ABC-type transporter activity; ATP binding. Gene Ontology annotation, cellular component: plasma membrane. The record is from RefSeq and is a predicted model, not a curated record.
AGGGAGAGUUUCCCGGGGAAAGAGAGAUCAAGAUCGGGAGUGAUCAACAGCUGGUCUGGCGGAGCAGCUGAGUCGGGUUCGGAAUUGGUGUUGGUCUUAUAAAAGCCUCGUGGAGAGCGCUACACUGUUUAGUUGAUCGGCAGCGAGCGUCGCGAACGCACGUGCAUCGGACUAUAUAUAUAAACAUAUAUAUAUAGAAAUAUAUAUAGCGGGAAGCGGGGGAAAAUCGAGAAAUACAGAAAAAUCGAAGCGAAGCACAUUAUGUAUAGCAAACGCAAUUGAAAUUAAUUUACGCGUCGCUGCCCAUCUGCAUAAGUUCAAUGGAAGCAGAGGCAAAAGCCGGAGCAAUAGCAAACCAAGCAAAACCGAGAAGAAAAAUGUAAAGAAAGUGCAACAAAAAUCGAAUUAGGAAAUCAAAAAAGAAGAAAUAAAACAUAACAAAACAAAAUAAAACCAAGAAGUGCGCCUGACAACAAUAAAACAAUCAUCGCGUGUUCCAUUGUAUUUUAAUGAAAGGUUAAUUAAAAAAAGACUGCAAUUAUUUACCGUUGCAUUUGUUGGUUUUUUGGAGACUUUUCUUUGUGAUUAUGUGUUUUCAUUCAUAAGCCUGCAUUCUGUGUCAACUUUUACGAUCCAAAAUAUUCUUGUAUACUAUAACCACAGAGGAGUGGUACAAAGAAGGAACUUUGAAAAAUAAACCGAAUUCCGAAAAAAGAACAGCUGAAGAACUUGCAGUCAACAGAGUUUUCCCCUGUGACUUGGAAAAUAUUGAGAAAUCCUUGGGAAAAUGACACUCUUGCCAGAUAUCAAGGCCUCAGAUGCCGCCUGCUGUGUGGGUGGUGCAAAUAGUGAUGCCAGCAGUAGUUCCGGUGUCAGCAGCCACAAAGGUCAUCAUGAUAACCACGAUGGCGGUUGCCUAGGCAUCCAUUGUUGCACCACAGCAGCCAGUUCGGAGCUGUCCAUAGAUGAGACCUCAUCGACCUCAUCCAGAGGAUCCUCAGAAUUGGCCACAAAGGUCAACAACGAUUUGAAUGGUUUCCAAAGGCCAAACUAUCAUCAGGCAGUAGCACAUGCCAACUUUGAUCAUUGCGAUCCUGUGGAUAUUGAGUUCUCCGAUGUCAGGUAUACAGUGAAGAAGUUCUCUUUUCCGGAAAGGAAAUUUGUCACUAAAGAAAUCUUACAUGGCUUGAAUGGCAGUUUUCGCUCUGGUGAACUCACAGCUAUUAUGGGCCCUUCGGGAGCCGGCAAAAGUACACUUUUAAAUGUGAUGUCUGGUUUUUGUUCCACUGGUGUCUCGGGCAAUAUACGGGUUAAUGGCAAGCCAAUGGCUCCCAGCUCGGAGAGAUUCCGGCAAAUGCUUUGCUAUAUCCAUCAGGAUGAUCUGAUGCGACCACAGUUGCUGGUUGGAGAGAUAAUGCUACUGGCGGCCCAUCUUAAGCUGGGCUUCAAGGUCACCAAAGCUUAUAAAAUGGAUCUGAUCAAACACAUCUUAUCGCUGUUGGGUCUGGACCAUCGGUAUAAUGUGCCUACGGGGAAGCUUUCCGGUGGACAGAAGAAGCGACUCGCAAUCGCUUUGGAGCUGAUAAGUAAUCCUCCUGUACUAUAUCUGGACGAACCGACGACGGGUCUGGAUAGCUCCUCGUGCAGUUCUUGUGUGGCCUUGCUAAAGAAAUUGGCUUCUCAGGGUCAUACAAUUGUCUGUACGAUCCAUCAGCCGAGUGCCCUGAUUUUCGAGAUGUUCGAUAAGCUAUAUACGGUAGUGGACGGUCAUUGUAUGUACCAGGGACCUGUGAGGGAACUGGUUCCCUUCCUGGCCGAUCAGCAGCUCGUCUGUCCUAGCUAUCACAACCCAGCUGAUUAUUUACUGGAAGUGGCCGUGGGCGAGCAUCAACGUGAUCUGAAUGAACUAAUCCAUGCGGCUAAUAAAAAGUAUUACGAGGAUGUCGAUCGCUAUCGUUAUAUGAGCAGCGCCGAUAUGUCACGCCUCGUGGCAACAAUUAAAGACAACAUUGGUGGCAAGACGCUGGGAAAAUCCAGUCAAGAGCUGCCGACAGUUGCGCUGGCGCAAUUCUCCAGCUUCGAUUAUGUGAAAGCAUCGCCUCAGGAAUUGGCUCUGGAGGAGAUGAAGGCACUAAGUGGUCCCACUGAGAUCGUGGAGCAGCAAGAUCAUCUAAAGAAAAGUCUACAACAACAGCCACUUGCCAAUGUCAAUGAGCUUGCCAAGCCCCCGACGAAUGCCAUCAGGUCGGCCUCGUUCCUUAUGCAGUAUCUGCUCCUCAUGCAACGCAUCUUGAUCUGUGCCAAACGAAACUACUUUCUGCUGCUGGCCCGAAUCUUUUCGCACAUUUUCAUUGGCGUCGUCUUUGGGUAUCUGUAUAUGAACGUGGGCAACAAUGCCCAGAGUGUGCUGGGAAAUUACGUGUAUCUCUAUGGUUCCACUCUGCUCUUGGUCUACACCGGCAAAAUGGCUGUGGUCUUGACAUUUCCGCUGGAAAUUGACAUGCUGACACGGGAGCACUUCAAUCGCUGGUACAAACUGGGUCCCUACUUCCUCUCGCUGAUCUCCUUCGAAAUACCCUUCCAGAGUCUCUGUACCGCCAUGUACAUCAUCAUAAGCGUACAUCUGACUGGCAAUGAUGUUGUGGAUUCAUACCGGAUCUAUUACUUUAUGCUGCUGGGCAUAAUGGCCUCAUUAAGUGCCCAGGCCUGGGGCUUUUUCGUGGGAGCCACUUUGCCAACAAAGCUUGCCGUCUUUUUGGGACCUAUUCUGGCGGUGAUGUUCUCCGUAUUUGGAUUCUGCACGCGCUAUAUAGACAUCACGCCCCUUUUCCGAUGGAUGUGGCAUUUGAGUUAUUUCCGAGCUGGAUUCCAUGGGGCAUUGAAUGCCAUCUAUGGUAUGGAUCGACCCUUUUUGGAGUGCCCGGAAACUGCGAUGUACUGUCAUUUCCGCAGCCCAAAGGUUUUCCUCAAAUAUAUGAUGAUAUCGGAUGUUCACAUGUCCGAUUGUCUAAUCCUCAUGGGAACCGUGAUUGGAGUCAUGCAUGUGCUGACCCUCAUCACACUAUGGCACAAGCUCAACAGACGAUAGGGCUUCCACGCUUAAGGCUAGGACCACAGUUUUAAACCUUAUGUACAUAGUCGGGAGUCUUUCCAACUUUCCUUGUUUUAAUUUCGAAACUGAAUUUAUAAAUUUACCCUUUUUUGUUUUUUAAUUGAUUGAUCCGACCUAUUAUCAACUAGCUUAGGUAUUUAUUUAAAUAUUCCCUUGAAAUAUAAUAUGCAAGAAGGCUUUAGGGUAGCUUACUCCAGUUUAAGUGCUGAUAUACCAAAAAAAAGGAAGAUCAAACACAACACAAUUUUUAUAUAACCCAGUUUUCAUCUUGCCCUGUAAACUUCAUCAACUGAGCUGGUUUUUCCGCAAGGAAUUCCAUCUAUGCCAAAUCUUGAAUAUUCAUCUAAGCUCAUAAGGUCCUCAAACAAAGUUACAUUUGUGAUUUACAUAUUGUUUUGUCUCUUUUUAGUGAUUAGUUUUAAUUUGUAGUUCUAAGUUCGAUUUAUAUGUAUAUGGCAGAUAAUGUUUAGUUUGUGUAGCAAAUGUUUUAGAUUUUUUGAUUUCACAAUAAAAUAUUUGGUAAAUUUGAUAA